GGAUCCGGCCGCGCCUCAGCUGGAUCCGGCCGUGAGCUCGCCGGACCCGGCGCCCGCGCCAGUGGAGGCGACGCGGCUGGUUCUGCUGCUGGGACCCGGUGGUGGAGGAGGUCGGCGGGGGCGGAGAAUGUGACCAGGCGCUGUCGCGGCUCUCUGUCGGGAAUGGCUAUAGGAGGGAGCAGCAGCGGUGUCGGCGGCGGCGGCGGCAGCACCAGGCCGGCGAAUGGCACGGCUGCCGUGAACGCUGCCGCGACGGCGGCUGGCUCGGCGGAGGCCAGAUUCCACUCCCAGCCACCGCGGCAGGAUAGGCGGAGUAGAUGGGCUGGCUGCCUUUCUGGCUUGUCAUGUUUUGGAUCACAAAAGGGUGGGAAGCGUAUAGUUCCUGCUGCACGUAUACCUGAUGGGAAUGCGUCAACUAGCCGUGGAAAUGCACACCAAUCUGGUGGCAAUUCCAACCAAAAUGCUGCUCUGAAUUUGUCUCUUCUUGCUCCACCUUCUUCUCCAGCAUCCUUCUCAAAUUCUGCAAUUCCUUCGACUGCCCAAUCACCUAGUAAUUGCUUCCUGUCAAUAUCUGCAAACUCUCCGGGUGGACCAACAUCUAAUAUGUUUGCUGUUGGACCAUAUGCUAACGAGCCUCAGCUUGUCUCACCACCUGUCUUCUCAACUUACACAACUGAGCCUUCCACAGCACCACUGACCCCUCCACCUGAGCUAGCUCAUGCAACUACUCCCUCCUCUCCUGAUGUUCCAUAUGCUCGGUUUCUUUUGUCAUCUAUGCAUCUUAAAACUGCUGGCAAAGAUCACAACAUGCAGUACUUAUCUACAACAUAUUCAGGAGGUUCAGGGCUCCAGGCAUCUUAUCCACUUUACCCAGAAAGCCCUUCCAGCAGCCUCAUAUCACCUGCUUCAGCAACUCCAAGGACUGGUCUUUCAUCACCUAUCCCUGAGCAAGAGACUACACGUUGGAAUAAAACAUCUAGGUCUGCCUGUGACACACCAUAUUCUAGGGCUUCGCCCAUCCCUGAGCAAGAGGUCCCCACUGCAGAGUGGAAGACUUCCAGGUCUGCCUGUGAUACACCAUAUUCCAGGAAUUCACCGUCCAAUAUUUUUGGGCUUGAUUCAGCUGCCUCUAGAAACUACAUGUUAGAUAAUAACUUCUUUCGGCCAGCUGCAUCUGCCCAGUUCUACCUGGAUCAGGCUCAGCAGUCAUUUCCAUAUAAUAAUGGUGGGAGGCUUAGUGUCUCAAGGGACAAGCAAGAUGCUGAGGAGGUUGAAGCAUACAGAGCAUCUUUUGGGUUCAGCGCAGAUGAAAUCGUUACAACUCAACCUUAUGUGGAGAUACCAGAUGCGCUUGAUGAGGGGUUCAGUAUAUCUCCAUUUGGAAACAAUGCUCCUGCUACCGAGGUGGAUAAAUCACUUUUCAAUGUAAAAGUGAUCACAAGCCCAAAGAAACCUGCAGACCAGCUUUCCAUUGAGUCUCCACAAAAUGUAGUGCACUUGGACAUAUUCAAAGGAACAAAAGGAGGGGAUCUAUCCGAGGAUGAAGGGAUUGUGAAAGACUGUCAUCCUUUCAGGAAGGCAAGGGAUGAAAUAUCUCUAAAACCCAUAGAAGUCAGGAAGAAAGUUCCGCCUGGACAGUCAUGCUCAGAUGCAGAAAUCGAGUACAGAAGAGCUAGGAGUUUGAGAGAAGCCAAUGGUGUGCUGUCAUGGCGCAGCACCCUGGCAAGGCAACUACAGUAGCGACGUGCAAAUAUGCAGGAUAAGUUAGAAUCCAGAGUCCCCCUGGCCUAGCAUGCAUCGAUUUGAGCUGUUGUUAGAAGUAAAAUCUUUAGUUGAAGAGUAGCCCGUCCUGUAUUUCUGGGGAUUUAUACCGCCGGAUGCUCUGGAUAUGUGACUAGCAGCCUGUAUUCUAUUUGAACUCCAAGUUCCUCUUUUGUACUGUACUGAAUUUCUGGGGAUUUCUACCGCCAGAUGAUGCUCUGGAUAUGUGACAAGCAGUAUGUAUUCUAUAUUUAAA
This is a messenger RNA of Oryza brachyantha (malo sina), 2017 nucleotides long. RefSeq lists its product as uncharacterized. The coding region runs from base 163 to 1740 and encodes 525 amino acids. The record is from RefSeq and is a predicted model, not a curated record. Lineage: Eukaryota; Viridiplantae; Streptophyta; Magnoliopsida; Poales; Poaceae. The transcript is spliced from 3 exons.